UCAGAGCAGACACGCAGCUGUGAGAGCAGCACACACGACAGUCACCUGUGGAGCAGCCGAACUCUGGUUUAAACUAGAUUCUUCUUUAUUUUGGUUAGUUUUAAAUCAACGCUUCACUUGUUUUUCGUCAGACUUUGAGUCUUCAAGAUGACGGACACACUUUUACCGAACGGAAUCCAAGACGGUGGAGGAGACGGCAGCUACUUCAGAAAGGGUUGUAACCCAUUUGCCCAGAGUGGACGAAGCAAACUGCAGAACAAGCGAGCCAGUCUGAACCAGCAGAUCAUCAAAGAGAUGAGGAUGAGGGCCGGAGCUGAGAACCUGCUGAAGGCCUCGUCUAACAACAAGGUUAAAGAGAUGGUUAUGUUGGAGUUGAGCUAUGUGAACGCCAACCUGCAACUGCUGACGGGACAGCUGGAAGCACUGAACAGCUCAGUGGAGGUCUACCAGAACACCCAGGAAACUGCUAACAUCCCGCUCAUUGCUCUGGGUCUGAAGGAGACCAAAGAAGUGGACUUCUCUACUCUGUUCAAGGACUUUAUCUUGGAGCACUACAGUGAAGAUGGCAACAGUUUUAAUGAUGAGAUUGCCGACCUGAUGGACCUGCGACAGGCUUGCCGAACGCCCACUCGAAGUGACGCCGGAGUGGAGCUGUUAGCAAAAUACUACAGUCAUCUUCCUCUGAUAGAGACCAGAUUCUUCUCCCCUAAUCACCAGGCUGGCAUCUUCUUCACCUGGUACGACUCUUUCACUGGAGUGCCAGUGUGCCAACAGAACCUGUCCCUGGAAAAGGCCAGCGUGCUUUUCAACAUGGCUGCCCUCUACUCUCAGAUUGGCACUCGUAGUGAUCGGCAGACAAUUGUCGGUCUGGAGGAGGCCAUCUCUUCUUUUCAGAAAGCUGCAGGGACCCUACACCACCUGAAGGAGACAUUCACACACACCCCCAGCUACGACAUGAGUCCAGCCAUGCUCAGUAUGCUGAUUCGGAUGAUGCUGGCUCAGGCUCAGGAGUGCCUGUUUGAAAAGACUGCAUUGCCAGGGAUCCGCAACCAGUUCUACUCCCUGAUGAAGAUGGCUCAGGAGGCUGCAAAGGUCUCGGAAACCUACGACCAAGUCCAUCAGUCCAUGAUCCAGACGCCAAUCAAAGACAAUGUCCCGUUCUUCUGGUCCACCAUGUCACAAGUCAAAACCAACCACUACCGCUCCAUGGCGCACUUCUUUGUAGGCUCAGCUCUGCUCGACCACCAGUUGGGUCCCAGUGAUGAUGAGGACCAGCAGGAAAAGACCUUGUCUCAGGUGUAUGAUCGCCUUCCUGAGGGAUGCUCUCCUCUGGACAUCCUGAAGGACAGAGAAGAACGAAACCGAAUUGGUAAAGCACACAUCCGACGGGCCAUCCUGGGUCAUGAGGAGGCGCUGAGGAUUUACGGUUUGUGCCACCAUCUGAACAAGCUGGAGAUCCUGGAGGACAUUUUAAAAGCCAGCCACCAGCGCACACUCAACAAGUACAGUGAAAAUGAGAAUCAGGAAGAAUUCACUGACUACAUGGAGGCGCCGGACAUAAUCUCUAAAACAGAGCACAAAGCAGAGCUGGAAGUUCCCGCAACCACAAAGGUGAAAGUCACCGACUUUUUCCAGAGGCUGGGUCCCUUGUCAGUCUUCUCAGCCAAGCAGCGGUGGACUGCUCCACGGACAAUACAACUUCGUCCUGAAGACAGAGACCUGGGAUUCACCCUGAAAGGAGACUCACCAGUCCAGGUGGUUUCGUUGGACCCCCUCUGCCCAGCUGCUGCUGACGGGCUCAAAGAAGGUGACUUUAUUAUUGCUGUGGGCGACACUGACUGCAAAUGGUUUAGUGUGAGUGAGGUGAUGCGGCUUCUGAAGGACGUGGAUGAAGAGGGGAUUGACAUACAGGUGGUCAGCUUGAUGGACAGCAAUCCUCAAAUGCCUACCAAGAGUGCCACCUUCUCUGGAAAUCUGCCCAAGACCUACUCCAUGAUUUGUCUGGCCUAUGAUGAUGACGACAAAAAGUCCCGCAAAGUAUCCAAGAAGUCAUCCUUCCUCAACUGGGGCCUGAAGAACAAACUAAAGAGUGCCAGCACCCUCAGCCUUCCCACAGCUGACUCUGGCUCCCUACCAUGGAAUAAACACUGCCCCACCUUCCCCAGCUCCAGCUCCUACAACAAUGACAGUGCUCUGUACUGAACCUGCUGCAGACUCUGUCCUGUCUGCCAGCAUUGUGCAGUAUGCAUAUUGAGCCUAGCAUGGCUGCAUACAGUACUGUGCUGUACUCAAACUGGACCUACCAUGGCACAGUGUCAGUGCCGUUUGGUGUUUCCACUGGAAUACUGAGCAGUAGUGUACGUAGCUUCUAUAACAACAAUGUGACAUCACUGCCAGCUGCCUUGGAAAGUGGCUAUAUAUGUGGCUGCAUAUGGGUGCCUAUGUGAGUACACGGGUGCCGUCCCAGCGCAGUUCAGUAUCUGAAGUGAAAUCACUCUCUACCAGGCCAGUCUGUGUACAGCACAGUACAACUGCACUAUGGGAAAAACAAGCCAGCUUUCAUCCCAGGAUACAUACAGCACACAUAAUAGAGACAUGUGGCACUUGGACAGCAUCCUAAGUUCUGUCAUCUCA
Solea senegalensis (Senegalese sole) is the source of this 2634-nucleotide messenger RNA. It is a transcript of the gene rhpn2, whose product is annotated as rhophilin, Rho GTPase binding protein 2. Gene Ontology annotation, molecular function: protein binding. Bases 148 to 2202 code for a protein of 684 amino acids. The record is from RefSeq and is a predicted model, not a curated record. The transcript is spliced from 15 exons. NCBI's taxonomy places the organism in Eukaryota, Metazoa, Chordata, Actinopteri, Pleuronectiformes, Soleidae. Gene Ontology annotation, biological process: negative regulation of stress fiber assembly; signal transduction.